Striga hermonthica is the source of this 1896-nucleotide messenger RNA. NCBI's taxonomy places the organism in Eukaryota, Viridiplantae, Streptophyta, Magnoliopsida, Lamiales, Orobanchaceae. The record is from the annotation of a GenBank genome assembly.
AUGUCGCAGAGGUUCACCGCCGUGCAGAAAUCAGGAUCGUUAAAUCACUUUUGGCAAUCGGUGGCGGACGCGGUUGUUCCGGCGGUAGGUUUUGGAAGAAUUGUUGUGGGGCGGGAGGAAAGAGUUGGAAUAGCGGCUACGCGGAGGAAGAUGCAGCUGCACUUCUCACCUAGCAUGAGAAGCAUAACAAUAUCCUCGAGCAGCUCAGUAGGAAAUGUCAAUGGAGGAGGCGGAGAUUUGAUGAAGAUCAAGGUGGCGCCUCGCCACAUCUCAUACCGCACGCUCUUCCACACCAUUCUCAUACUCGCGUUCCUGUUGCCGUUUGUUUUCAUUCUGACUGCCCUCGUCACACUCGAAGGUGUCAACAAGUGCUCCUCGUUUGAUUGUUUGGGACGAAGGUUGGGGCCAAAGUUUCUUGGGAGAACUGAUGAUUCUAAGAGGUUGGUCAAAGACUUCGUUAAAGUUAUGAAUCAAGUGAACUCUGAGAAGGUCCCUGAUAGUAUAAAGCUACCUGAUUCUUUUAGUCAACUUGUUUCCGAAACGAAAAACAAGAAGUACAGUUCAAAGGAGUUUGCUUUGAUUUUGAAGGGAAUGAUGGAGAGAUCUGAAAGGGAGAUUAGGGAGUCCAAGUUUGCUGAGCUUAUGAAUAAACAUUUCGCAGCUAGUGCAAUUCCUAAGGCCAUUUACUGUCUCUCAUUGAGGCUGACUGAUGAGUAUUCUUCCAAUGCUCAUGCACGCAGGCAAUUACCUUCCCCAGAGUUACUUCCUAUGCUAUCUGACAACUCCUACCAUCACUUUGUGUUAUCAACAGACAACAUUCUUGCUGCCUCUGUUGUUGUGGCAUCUGCAGUCCAGUCAUCUCUGAAUCCUGAAAGAAUUAUUUUUCAUGUCAUCACCGACAAGAAAACUUAUCCAGGGAUGCAUUCAUGGUUUGCCCUAAAUCCCAUGCAUCCUGCUAUUAUUGAAGUAAAAGGCAUUCAUCAAUUUGAUUGGUUGACAAGAGAGAAUGUGCCAGUACUUGAAGCUGUUGAAAGCCAUUAUGGAAUACGGAAUUACUACCAUGGAAAUCACAUUGCCGGGGCUAAUCUGAGUGAUACAACUCCAAGAACAUUUGCUUCAAAAUUACAGGCUAGAAGUCCAAAAUAUAUCUCGUUGCUCAACCAUCUUCGAAUAUACCUGCCAGAGCUAUUCCCCGACCUUGAGAAAGUGGUUUUCGUAGACGAUGAUGUUGUAAUUCAACAGGAUUUGACUCCUCUUUGGGAAAUCGAUCUUAAUGGAAAAGUUAAUGGAGCUGUUGAAACUUGUAGAGGCGAAGAUGAAUGGGUCAUGUCUAAGCAUUUUAGGAAUUAUUUCAACUUCUCUCAUCCGUUUAUAGCAAAGAACUUGAAUCCAGAAGAAUGUGCAUGGGCGUAUGGGAUGAAUAUUUUUGACUUGCGUGCAUGGAGAAAAACAAAUAUUAGAGAUACUUAUCACUCCUGGCUAAAAGCGAAUCUGAAGUCAAACUUGACGUUAUGGAAACUGGGUACCCUUCCUCCUGCAUUAAUUGCAUUUAAGGGUCAUGUGCACCCAAUUGAUCCCUCAUGGCACUUGCUCGGGUUGGGGUAUCAGAACAAGACCAAAGUCGAAAACGUGAGAAAGGCAGCGGUGAUUCACUUCAAUGGCCAGUCAAAACCAUGGUUGGAGAUUGGUUUCGAGCAUCUCAGACCAUUUUGGACCAAAGAGCUUGGAAGGGAUAUGUUGGUGUACACGCUCGGCAAUGUAUAUGAUGCAGUAGAGGAGGACAGACAUAAAUGCAAGCGUUGGCGUAGGCAGCACGUUGGGCGCCGCUGCACGCGCGCAUUAAGGCGGCGCGCCCUAGUACCGCAAGGACUAGGCAACGCGGGCGGUUGGGCGUAA